AUGGAGCGCCGAUCUAAAACUCGUGCGACGCUUGCCUGUCUCCCUUGUCGCAACCAGCAUCUGAAAUGCGAUGGGACACGCCCUAUUUGUUCACGAUGCCAAGGCCUCUCGAGAACCUGUGCAUUUUCCGAAUCGCGUCGAAGUGGUAGCUAUAAAGCAGCAUUAAGAAGAACGCGGGCUCAAGAUUUCCAGGCGCAUAACUUGACCCCCACUGAUAGCCUGGCAUCUCUUGGUUCGGAACUUCAGCAGCCGCUAUCAGACUCGCUUGCAGGCUUUGGAGUCAUAGAAACUCAACACGAUGAUGGAAUCGAGUUUGUUGAUCUGUAUUAUGAGAACUUUCAUCCUAGUCAUCCUUUUAUUCUGCCGAGGACAGCUCUAGAUGCGAGGUAUGCCGCUGGAUGCCCUAAUAUUCAGCAUGUUAUGGGCGCUGUUCGGCAUAUUGGCUCUUUUUACACGAGUAACCCUAUCAUUGGAAUCGAAGACUCUUUAUUGGGGCAGGUGGAACACAUCGAUGGAUUCAUCGUGCAAACAACUCUGCUGACAGCAUUGGCUAAGAGCAUGUGCGCAGAGCAGGACCUUGCCGACGAACUACUAUCAAAGGCGAUGCACCAAGCAAGCCUCAUUGGCAUGGGCACCAAGACACUCACAGAAUUUACUUCACAGAGCGAUCCGGUCCUCGCAGAAAGUUUGAGGCGGACAAUGUGGAUGUUGUACGUGAGCGACGCGAACUUUGCUGUUAUCCGACAGGACUAUACAUUGAGGCUGAAGGACAUGAGCCUCGAUGUGGAUCUCCCAUGUGAAGAUAAGGAGUACAAUGAAAUGCUUAUUCCGCCGACAAGAACGACACUCGCAGAGUAUCACAGCCGCGAGUACGACAUGCAAGAAAAGUCGUUUUCUUCGUUUUCAUACUAUAUCGACGCAAGUGUAAUAUUUGCUACUACACUGCACGCAUCGCUCAAGUUCAUGACCACACCUAAAGCAGAGAUGAUGUGUGAUGAUCUCGAGGCCAAGAUUGCUGGCUGGUUUACUAUGUUGCCGCCAAGCAAGCGAGACCUCGAUGUUCGGCCUGCCUUUUUUGAUCAGCUCAUUUUCCAAGCACACAUGAUGAUGUACACAUGUCUUGCUUACAUACACAGGCCCUUUUCCACCCUUCGAUAUGACCCCAUUGAAUCAAUCUCAUCGUGCGGAUCGCCUCCCCCUCCGCUGUUCUUGGGAGUCAGCGGUGGAAGCGGACUGAAUCGUCAGUCCCAUCUGCAAAAACUCUUACAGGCCAUCCGCAAACAAAACCAGUGUCUUAUUAUCCUGCCUCUUGGCCCAGCCCAGCUAUCCCCCUUCGUCAUCUGCAUGGUUGCCUGCUGCACCAUUGCUCACCUCGUAGCUUGCAAGUCGACACUACCAGAAGAUGAAGCCGAAGUAGCUCGGUCCCGGAUCCGCGUUUGUCUUGGCACGCUCAGGCAUUAUGAGGACAUAUGGCCGAGGGCCAAGAAGAUUUUAUUGGAGCUCAAGAGAAUCGCCAAUUCCAUUCUUCAGACUGAGAUGGCGACCGUGCAGUACCAGCCCGCCUAUAGUGAAGUCUCUGUAGCUCAGCAAGACAACACUCUUGAGGAUUUAUUUGAAGAGGAAUGGCUUGAUGCCCUGAGGGAUUUAACAUGA
Messenger RNA from Fusarium subglutinans, 1653 nucleotides. RefSeq lists its product as uncharacterized. The coding region runs from base 1 to 1653 and encodes 550 amino acids. Gene Ontology annotation, biological process: regulation of DNA-templated transcription; DNA-templated transcription. The transcript is spliced from 3 exons. NCBI's taxonomy places the organism in Eukaryota, Fungi, Ascomycota, Sordariomycetes, Hypocreales, Nectriaceae. Gene Ontology annotation, molecular function: DNA binding; DNA-binding transcription factor activity, RNA polymerase II-specific; zinc ion binding. The record is from RefSeq and is a predicted model, not a curated record.